Messenger RNA from Ipomoea triloba (trilobed morning glory), 1086 nucleotides. RefSeq names its product dof zinc finger protein DOF3.1. The transcript has a single exon. Gene Ontology annotation, biological process: regulation of DNA-templated transcription. NCBI's taxonomy places the organism in Eukaryota, Viridiplantae, Streptophyta, Magnoliopsida, Solanales, Convolvulaceae. The record is from RefSeq and is a predicted model, not a curated record. Gene Ontology annotation, molecular function: DNA-binding transcription factor activity; DNA binding. The coding region runs from base 216 to 860 and encodes 214 amino acids.
CCAGCUCAGCUGAAAUCUUUGAAUACAAAUUUCAACAAAAAAGUUGCUUAUAACUUAUAAGUUAUAUCUUUGCAGAUCCUCAGUGCAAAAUAGUGGGAAAUAUCCGUCUUUCAGAGCUACCCAAAGCCUGCAAAUGUGAUUUUUGGUGGUUUUUAUUGAGUGGAUCGCUUAAAGAUUGAAGCUUUUUGGUGUUUUGGAGGUGGGAAAUUGGGGAAAUGCAAGACCCAUCGAUAUAUACGCAGAUCAAGCCGCAGUUCCCGGAGCAAGAGCACCUGAAAUGUCCCCGGUGUGACUCCAUGAACACCAAAUUCUGUUACUACAACAACUACAACCUCUCGCAGCCGCGCCACUUCUGCAAGAACUGCCGCCGUUACUGGACCAAAGGCGGCGCUCUCCGGAAUAUUCCCGUCGGCGGCGGCUCCCGGAAAAACGCCAAGCGCUCCUCGCCGUCGUCGGCGUCUUCUUCUAAGCGUUCGGCGCCGGAGUCUUCGCCUACGCCGCCGCAGGCGGCGGCUCCACCUAUUCCGCCGCCGCAGAAGACGGAGGCGUACGGGAUGGGCGACCUGCCGCCGUUCAAUGUGAAUGCUAGCUUCACGUCGCUAUUGACGGCGACGAGCGGAGGGCAAUUUGGUAAUUUCCUUGACGGGUCGGAUUUGCAGCUGGGCGAGUUCCCCGGGAACCCGACCCAGAACCCUGCACCCGGGGCGGGUGCGGCCCGGAUGGGAAUGGGUUUUCAGAAUACGGAGGGAUUCUUGGGCGGUGGUCAAUCGGACGGUGGAGAUUCGCCCAACUGUUGGACCGGAGCUAACAAUGACUGGCCUGAUCUUGCCAUGUACACACCGGAUUCCAACUUCCAGUAAUUAAUUUCAGACAGACAGAGAGAUUUAUACUUUUAAGUAAAAAUUAUUAAGUAUUGAAAGAGAGAUUUAUUUGCUAAUUUUGUGGGAUUUAUUUAUUUUAAUCACUUUGUAAGGAUUUGGUGUGCAUGAGUAGAGUUUACAUACAACAUUGUGUGUGAUUUAGGGGCUUGUAUGUAUUUGAUGCUGAAAAAAAGAAUGAUAUGCCAUGAUAUCUAUUACCCUUGUA